UCGGGGUGACGACGAUGAUGAGGGGGAUGAGGAUGAGGAUGACGAUGAUGAUGGCGGUCGUGGCAGCGGCACCGUCUCAAAAAGUCCAAGCGGGCCCUCUGAUUGGUUGCCGGGGCUGCGGGCUGAGCCCACUGGCUUUUAGUGCGGAGAGGAGAAGGCCGCGAGAGCCUAUGGGAGCGCGCGGCUGUCUCCUCCCACGACGCGUGCACCAAACUUGCCCCCCUUCAACUACUUCCACGCAGCCAGCGCGCAUUCCACUCACGCCAAAUGUACCAAGGGGACAAGAGUGCCUGCUUUUGCCAACUCCCGCUUGCCUACUCGACUCAUUCUUGUUUAAAUACACUCUUGCUGUCACUUUUAAUUAUUACUCCCCUCUCGUCUCUUUUGUGAACCUCGUCCAGUUUGCCCAUCUGGAAUUGGAAUUUCGCUGCAUAUUUUUCGCCAUCUAAACAAACAAACAAACAAAAAAAAAUACAUUAAAAAAAUAACAAUAACACUAAGACACUCCUUGCAUUUUGGACUUUGAGAGAGCAUCUUUGAUUCCUUCUUUUCGAUUUUGUUUUGUGUGGUGGCGGCGGUGCUGACCCAGUAGCUGCAGGAUGGCUACUUUACCCGGAACAGUGCCUCGGAUGGUGCGACCCACGCCGGGGCAGAACUACCCACGAACCGGCUUCCCCUUGGAAGUGUCCACCCCGCUGGGCCAGGGCCGUGUCAACCAGCUGGGCGGCGUGUUCAUCAACGGGAGGCCACUGCCCAACCACAUCCGGCACAAGAUCGUGGAGAUGGCCCACCACGGCAUCCGGCCCUGCGUCAUCUCGCGACAACUGCGCGUCUCGCACGGCUGCGUGUCCAAGAUCCUCUGCCGCUACCAGGAGACCGGCUCCAUUCGCCCGGGGGCCAUCGGGGGCAGCAAGCCCAGGCAGGUGGCCACUCCCGACGUGGAGAAGAGGAUCGAGGAGUACAAGCGAGAGAACCCGGGCAUGUUCAGCUGGGAGAUCCGGGAUAAGCUGCUGAAGGACGGGGUGUGCGACAGAAGCACAGUUCCUUCAGGUGAGGCUUCAUCUGUGAGCUCCAUCAGCCGCGUUUUGAGGGCCCGAUUUGGCAAAAAAGAUGACGAGGAUGACUGUGAUAAGAAGGAUGAAGACGGAGAAAAGAAAACAAAGCAUAGCAUCGAUGGCAUCCUCGGUGAUAAAUGUAGUCGCACAGACGACGGCUCCGACGUGGAUUCUGAACCCGACUUGCCGCUGAAGCGCAAGCAGAGGCGCAGUCGCACCACUUUCACCGCAGAGCAGCUGGAGGAGCUGGAGAAGGCCUUUGAGAGGACGCAUUACCCUGACAUCUACACCCGGGAGGAGCUGGCCCAGAGGACCAAACUGACAGAGGCCAGGGUGCAGGUGUGGUUCAGCAACAGACGGGCCAGAUGGCGCAAACAAGCCGGGGCCAAUCAGCUCGCCGCAUUCAACCACCUGCUUCCCGGCGGAUUCCCGCCCACCGGCAUGCCCACUUUACCCACGUACCAACUUCCGGAGUCAAGCUACCCUGGCACCACACUAUCGCAGGAGGGCAGCACCUUGCACAGACCUCAGCCCCUGCCCCCGUCCUCCAUGCACCAGGGGGGCCUGAGCGACAGCAGCUCGGCGUACGGCCUGUCGUCCAACCGCCACAGCUUCUCCAGCUACUCCGACUCCUUCAUGAGCCCCUCGGCUUCCGGCAACCACAUGAACGCGGUCGGCAACGGGCUCUCCCCGCAGGUGAUGAGCAUCCUGAGCAACGGCAGCGCGGUGGCCUCGCAGCCGCAGCACGACUUCUCCAUCUCGCCGCUGCACGGCGGCCUGGACGCCUCCAACCCCAUCUCGGCCAGCUGUAGCCAGCGCUCGGACCCAAUCAAGGGCGUGGACAGCCUGGCCUCCUCGCAGUCCUACUGCCCCCCGACCUACAGCGCCACCAGCUACAGCGUGGACCCCGUCGCCGCCGGCUACCAGUACAGCCAGUAUGGCCAGACCGCCGUGGACUACCUCGCUAAGAACGUGAGUCUGUCCACCCAGAGGAGGAUGAAGUUGGGCGACCACUCAGCCGUGCUGGGACUGCUGCAGGUGGAGACGGGUCAGGCCUACUGAAGCCGCCGCGGGACCCCCGGGCACCCCGCGCCGCUGGACCAAACGCUUUGGAGCCACUUUGACUUUGGUGUUGAUAGUAGUUAACGAUAUCAUUUCAACUACUUUCUCUCUUUUUUUCCAGAUUGUUAAUAUUAUUGUUGCUGUAUGAUUGUUGUUAAUAUGUUGUUGUUUAAGUCCAUGAGGAGGAGAAUUAUUAUUUUUUGUUCCCCCUCAAGCCUCUUCUUCUCUCAGAGCUCCAUUUUUUUUAUUUUUGUGUAUGUGGGGGUGCAGAAAAGCAAUUUGACCUUCCCGCUCUCAAUCCAUCUUGACAUUCCAAAAGCACUUGGCCACUCUGUGGGAAGUCUGGCUGGAGGGAAUCUGGAGGGAAUUUUAAGCAGUAUUUUGGCGGCCAAUAGAAGCCCCCCCGAAACCCACGUCCCCCCCACCCCACCCCCCGCCCCCAUAACCUCCAUCCCAUCCUUAACCACGGUCCAUUGUGAAGGGGGGCUUUGUUUGGGGGAAACGGAUUGGGAAACUAAUGUAUUUUGUUUGGAAAUAUGGAAGCCAGACUACAUUAGGCCAAAUCCCGUCUGCCAGCGUGCAAAGCAGAUGACAUCACAAAAAUAUAAAAAAAAUUAAUGCACCUUCACUUAGCUCCACACAAAACAAACAUUCCUUCCAAUACAUUCCAAAAUAUAUAUAUAUAAGCAUUCCAUUAAUUUAGAAAAAAAUAAAAUCAAAAGAUUUUAUUUAGAGAAUAAAAAAGUCAAUGUUUUAAAAAAGUUGGAAUACUAGAAAAAAUAAUUCGUUUUACAAAAUGAAAUUAUAAUUUUAUGAGAAAAAAAUAACCAUAAGAAUUAAGAAACCUACAGUUUCUUAUUCAAUCCAACUUGAUCCUCAUUAAGAAAGUUUUGAGAAAAAAUAUUUUAGAAAAGUAAAAAACUAAAUCUUGAUUGUUGAAUUAAAAAAGUUCUAAUUCACAAUAAAAAAGGUUGAAGGAAUUUUUGGGAUAAUGAAGUUGUAAUAUGAAAAACUCAACAUGAACAAGAAAAAAUGUAAUUUAACAAAAGUAAAAUUGCAAUAUUUUGAGGAAGAAUUUGAGUAUUAUGACAAUAAUGAUGUCCUUUCACACAAAAAGUCAAAUUUUUUGGGGUUGGGGGAUCAAUAGUACAAUAUCUUAGAAUGACAAUUCUGCUCCUUUUAUUGUAGAAUGUUUAUACUUCCAGAUGUACAAAUGAAAUUUCUUCAUCUGAUAUGAUCAGGACCACCAGUUUUCCCCUCGCGUGUCAUUUUCUUUCUUUGUUGGGGUUAAACCUCUUUCAAAUGUGUACAGUCUCUGUUUGUUUCUAAAAAGUAUGUUUUAUACUAAAACAAAAGUUUACCUUCCGCCAAGACCCUCUGUUGGCUUUCUGUUGGUUUUGUUGGACUUUGUAUUUAAUUGCGUUUGAAUCCCGCUUAGGGAUGGAGAAUGUGUAAACACUUGAAUGAAUUCCCCUGGAGGUGAGGUCCAAAAGGAAAGGACCAAAAAGUGCUCUACGUGGACCCCGACGGGGGCUCUCGGAUCAGACGGAUCUUUUUCACGUGAGGCCCAGACAAGACUGGACCGUAUUCAUGUUUACACGCACUCCACUGGACAACAAACCCUGAGUGGCGUCGGGCUCGUGCGCACCGAAUCACCUGCUUCUCCUGUGAACUUGUGAAUACUUUGAAGAAAAAGAAAAAUGACAAGAAAAAAAAAAGGAAUUAGAGUCGUCUUUAGUGUAUCAAAUGCAUUUCUAACCCUCAAUAAACAUUUGGAUAUUUAAAGCGUCUUAUUCCCCGCCAAUGAGCUGACUUAACCGAUUUAGUUGCUUUCGAAGGCCCUCCUCUUUCUGUUCGGCAUGUGUGUGCGUGUGCGUGUGUGUGUAUAUAUUAUCAUGGUAUAAUUUAUUCUGCUCUAUGAAUAUUAGACUAGUGGGAAAACUUGUAUUGGUAUUUACUACCUUCAGCCUGUGGGUCUGUUUACUGUAAC
This is a messenger RNA of Syngnathoides biaculeatus (alligator pipefish), 4107 nucleotides long. It is a transcript of the gene pax7a, whose product is annotated as paired box 7a. The record is from RefSeq and is a predicted model, not a curated record. Gene Ontology annotation, molecular function: RNA polymerase II cis-regulatory region sequence-specific DNA binding; DNA-binding transcription factor activity, RNA polymerase II-specific. Lineage: Eukaryota; Metazoa; Chordata; Actinopteri; Syngnathiformes; Syngnathidae. Gene Ontology annotation, biological process: anatomical structure development; regulation of transcription by RNA polymerase II. The transcript has 9 exons. The coding region runs from base 600 to 2117 and encodes 505 amino acids.